AUGGGCGAUCCAUGCGUAUUCCCGCACCAAGCAGCCCUGACCCAUCUCUGCUGCGAGUAUUCCGAGUUCAGCGAUAUUGACCGGAUUGAAACAGCCCCUGGAAGGCCGCCAAACCAAUACUUCUACAUCCGUACUAAGUCAGGAUGUGGCUGCGCAGAAACCGGGCUUGGCUGUCAGGACUAUUUCGUCCGGAGUGGUGAAGAGGAUAGGGACCUCCGCCUUCGACAUGACCUACUGCCCCGCGUGGCGAAAAAGCUUGCCAUCUACAACCAGAGCCUUCGAACUUCUGACAUUAGUGACAUUAAGGCCUGGAGUCCGGGCGCCGUGUUUGUGACUGUGCCGGAGCCCAUUUCACCUUCCCUGAUGGUUGAUGUGGCUUCAGACGGUGCGGGUGCUGCUACAUGUGCGAGUUGUGGUUGUCCGGUUUGCGAAAUGCUUCCGCGGACUCCGCGUGUGAAGUCUCUAAACGGUCUCAGCGUUUGGCGUCGACUCAUGGGAUUCGUGGAUUUCGACUGGGAGCAGAAGCAUGCCGACUGGAUUGCCGGGACUUGCGCGGGAAUUGCAGCUUUCAAUGCAGCACUGCAGGACUGCUCAUGCCUUCCCUGCAGUGACAUCUCGCCCGAGGAUGUCGCUGACAGGGUGAAGGUGCCAGAAUGGGUAAAGGAGCACAAGAACCACUGGGACGAGGCGGACGACUUGGACUACUUGCUGGACCAUGUGCGCCCAAUGCUGUCAGACUUGAGCUUCCUGGUUGAUGCAGCCGGGGAACAUGGUGUUCUGGUCGCAAGCCGUGCCUUAGCGCUGCUUGUGGAGCACCGGAAAGCUUACAAAUCGCUGCCUAAGCAGCUCACGCACGGCGACCUGGGUCUAGGGAAUGUGAUGAUUUCCCCCUCCAGCGAAAACGCAACCGUGUGCAUUAUUGACUUCACCCCAUACGCGACGGAGUCGCACCUGUAUGCCUUCACCGUAACGCUGUACUGGACCUUUCUCUAUGGCCCACUUAGCAGCGCAGGAGCGGGCGGCACUCAAGAUGCCGCGUUCUUGGAUGAGGAACGACUGCGCGCUGCAGUUGCUGCAUACCUUACCACUGCAGACUUGUAUGGCUUGCCCGAUGUGCGGCACAUGUGGUACACCAUGUUUGUCAAAGUCGCAUGUCGCAUGCUGUUUGUUCCGGUGCUGUGGGCGAGCUCUGCAGAAGUAGAGGGUGCAGCAUUGCCAUCCUUCGUUUGUGCAGAAGCCACUGAGAAAUAUGUGCGGGUGUUGGAUUGGGUUAUGGCGAACAGGGCGACAUUGCAGAAGAUGCUGGACUUGGAUGUUGAUGAUGCUUGA
Messenger RNA from Symbiodinium natans, 1329 nucleotides. The record is from the annotation of a GenBank genome assembly. NCBI's taxonomy places the organism in Eukaryota, Dinophyceae, Suessiales, Symbiodiniaceae.